AUGGUGCGCCUCAAACACAGAUACAUUUUGUUUGAUAUACUUUACCCGCCUGUUGCUCAUCCCACUACUUCGCUGCAGAGAGAGAAAUGUGCGCGCUUUAGCCAGUCGCCAAAGGAUUGUUUACUAUCAUUGCAUUCGACGUCGCCAGCGUCCAUUAAUCCUCGAACCAUUGUUAAUUUGCUUCGAGAUGUUAUCGAAGAUCAUUUUGGCGAUUUGGCCGCAGGAACGAUUGGACUGCUGAUUAUUGUAAAAUAUUUCAGCAAUAAGACUUCCACUGGAAUAAUACGAUGUAAUAGGCAAAAUUUCCACCAAGUGAUGGCUGCGCUAGCAUUGGUCACUAAGCUUGACAGUUAUGAUGUGGUGAUGCGGUGUGUUCAUGUAAGUGGCACAAUCCGCAAGUGUGAACAGUUCUCAAUCCAGAAUAACAAGAAGCUUAUCGCAGAGAUGGGGCAAGACAAAAACGCACGAGAAGGCUUAGAUGAGUUCAUUUCGAUGUUCAGUAAUGACAACGAUGAAGAGGGCGAGGAUAACUAG
This is a messenger RNA of Clavispora lusitaniae ATCC 42720, 534 nucleotides long. Its product is annotated as RNA-binding protein. Gene Ontology annotation, cellular component: ribonuclease MRP complex; nucleolus; multimeric ribonuclease P complex. Gene Ontology annotation, molecular function: ribonuclease P RNA binding; ribonuclease P activity. The record is from RefSeq and is a predicted model, not a curated record. NCBI's taxonomy places the organism in Eukaryota, Fungi, Ascomycota, Pichiomycetes, Serinales, Metschnikowiaceae. Gene Ontology annotation, biological process: tRNA 5'-leader removal.